This is a messenger RNA of Mus musculus (house mouse), 1032 nucleotides long. RefSeq names its product RIKEN cDNA 2700062C07 gene (gene Rmp24). The record is from RefSeq and is marked provisional. Gene Ontology annotation, cellular component: ribonuclease MRP complex; nucleus. The transcript is spliced from 5 exons. Bases 34 to 687 code for a protein of 217 amino acids. NCBI's taxonomy places the organism in Eukaryota, Metazoa, Chordata, Mammalia, Rodentia, Muridae. Gene Ontology annotation, biological process: RNA processing.
UUCGCAGCGUUUGAGCGACUGAGUUCUCGAGCGAUGCGGCAGAAGUAUUACAUUGAAGCGGCUGCUCGGGGCCUGGUGGGAAGCUGCCCGGGCCAGGCUCGGUACCUCCUAUGGGCCUACAGUUCGACACACGAGGAUAACAGCACUUUCCAGGAAACAUGUCCACACUGCUUCCAAUUGUUGGUUCUGGAUAACUCUAGAGUGCGCCUCAAACCUAAAGCCAAAUUGACACCAAAGAUACAGAAACUUCUUAAUCGGGAAGCAAGAAAUGAUACACUCAGUUUUAAAGAAGCAAAACUGUUGAGAAAGUAUAAAGACUCUACAAGUGUGCUGCUGAUUACCUGUAGAACAUGCAACAGAACAGUGAGACACCAUGGUAAGAGUAGAAGCUUUCUGUGGGCUCUGAAGAGCAACGCCGCCACUGCUGCCAACAAGGCCAGCCCGAAGACGCCAAAGAGAACGGCUCCAGGCUCUGCAAACCUCGGUCAGAGUACAAAUGGUUCCAAAGGCAAGAGUCCCUCCUUGACCAUCAGAACACCUACAUCUGGACAGUCAACACCCAUUUGCUCCUCAAGGAAUGGGAGCAAAAGAAAAAAACACUUCUCUCAACUAAAAGCACUGCUUAGUCAGAGUGCAUCUGACAAGAACCCAAAGCUGGACUUCAGGCACUUCUUAUCUUCUCUAUGAAGAGAAUGGCCUCUGAAAGAAAGAACUGUCUAGUGCAGCUUUUGUCCUCACUUUGAUGUCUGAGCACAUGGAAACCAAGUCAAAAGCAAGCUGUUCUCGUCACCCUUCAGUGCUGUGGGAAGUGCCUCAUUAAACCAAGCCUCCUCGGCCUCCCUGGUGAAUGUGAAGACCAAAAAGUAAAGGACCAAAGGGAAAGGUACUGCUGCAGCCACGCCUACAGCUCUAUCUUAUCUCCAGGACCAACGGAGCAGAAGGAACCCCAGCCUACAGGUUGUUCUCUGAGCUCCACAUGAGUGCCCGCCCUGCAGCAGAUGAAUAAAUGUAAUAAACGGCUUUGAAAACUAA